UAAUGGCAAGGCCAACGCACAACUUGCAGCUCUUCCGUUAUGUAUAAGCAGCCACCAUGGUCGUCUCAGUACAAACGCCUUCUGUCUUCUCAGCUUAGUGUCGUCCCUCGCAAAGAACCAGCCACCGCCGCUGCUUUCCGGCCUCCGCUUCCAAGUAUCGUGGUCUCCGGCGUCGACGGAAGCAGCAGCAACAUGAAGCGCCUCCUCAGACGGCUCUCCCGGGUGGCCGCGGCCGACGCAUGCGCCGCCGCCGCGUAUCAGCCGCUCCGGCCCGACGCGGCCGCGAAGGCCUCCUCCUCGUCGUUCUACGGCGCGCGGAGGCUUGGCCGCGGCGCGCGCGUGCCGGAGGGGCACGUGCCGGUGUGCGUCGGCGAGGAGGGCGGCCCCAUCGAGCGCUUCGCCGUGCGGGCCGAGCUCCUGGGCCAGCCGGCGUUCAAGGCCCUGCUCCGGCGCGCCGCGCAGGAGUACGGCUACGGCCACCCGGGCGCGCUCCGCAUCCCCUGCGCCGUGGCCAACUUCCGCCGCCUCCUCCUCGGCCUCUCCGACCCCGGCUGCCAGGCCACUGACGACGACGACGCCGCGUUCUACUACUAGCCUCCUGGCCUUUCUUCCCCGUUUCACCCUCCUCGUUCGGCUCACAUGGAGGGCUUGAUUGGAAACUGGACCCCUGGCAAAGGCAAAGGGUGAGCGGAGCCAAUCGCCAGCUGCUGCGUUCUGAACGAUAUACCCCUGCGUGGAUGUUGUACAUACGGAAGUCUCACUGGGUUGGUGGAGGGUAGGAGGGGGAUUCUGCCGCAUUCUUCUUCUUCUUCUUCUUCUUCUUCUUCUUCUUCUUCUUGUAGCUAGCUCUAGAUCUAGCUCUGGUAUCUGCAAUGGAGCUUCUUCUUCCUCUUCUUCUGGUAGGGAUUUUGAGGUCAUGACAAGUACAUCAUGUAAGCCGCAAGGUUGGCCUCAUGUGAGUGAAUGGAUGAUUAUGCUACUGCAAAAGCUUGCUCCAAGAUCUGGUGGUGUAAAAUGCAAUGCACUUCAAGUCUUCAACGAU
Molecule: messenger RNA, 1042 nt
Organism: Triticum aestivum (bread wheat)
Lineage: Eukaryota; Viridiplantae; Streptophyta; Magnoliopsida; Poales; Poaceae
Product: auxin-responsive protein SAUR71-like
Exons: 1
Coding region: 40-594 (184 amino acids)
Biological process (GO): response to auxin
Source: RefSeq, a predicted model, not a curated record